UCUGAAAGUAAAGUAAAAAAAACCCUCCAAAAAUAUAUUUUCACUGUGAAAUCCCGCUAGAAAUUCACUUUCACCCUAAAAUCUCCCCCAAAAAAUCACUUUCACGCUACAAUCCCAGCAACUUCAAUUCUCUUCAAAGUUCACAAAGGUUGCAAAAUUCAUCGGUCAGACCUCAGAAGCUUGCAAGAUUCAUCACUCCGAACUUUGGCGUCAAAAUUCUAAUCUCUCUCCGAGGGACUUUACACAAACUCUACUAUUGGAUUAUCUGCCUAAUCAAGAGUUAUGUCACCAAGUAAGCAAUGGAUGCAACUUGUUGAUAAUCGACUUGAUGAACCCUAUUUAAUUGGGGUGCAAAAAUUUUUGGAUUAUGCCUUUAGAAGAACAGGAGAAUUGUAUGAAAUACGUUGUCCGUGUGUCAAAUGUUGUAACACAACAUUGGGAACACGUGAGACAGUCGAGAUACAUUUAAAAGUAUAUGGAAUAAUUCGAAAUUAUACCUUUUGGUAUUAUCAUGGUGAAGUUUUGGGUGAGCCACAGUCGGAAUGCGAAGUUGAAGAUGAUAAUGAAGUAGAAGAUUAUGAGGAUGAGGAUGAAAUACAUGAAAUGCUGAGGGAUUUGUAUCCUAAUCAUGAUGGAGGUACUGCAGACGUUAAUUAUAAUAAUUUACUUGUAGAGGAACAGAAUGUUGAAGCCAAAAAGUUUUACAACCUAUCGAAAGAUUUCGAAAAGCCACUAUACCAAAAUUCGAAAAUUUCAAAACUUUCCACUUUGUUAAACUGCUUCACAUAAAAAGUAUGGGUCGUUGGAGCAAUGAGUUAUUUACAAUGUUAUUAAAAAUGUUGAAGGAUGAGUUGUUGCCUGAUGGAGCGAAUGUGUCAAAUUCAUAUUAUAAGGCAAAGAAGGUGAUUCGGGACCUUGGGUUGUCCUACAAAAAAAUUGAUGCUUGUAUAAAUGAUUGCAUGUUAUAUUGGAAGGAAAAUAACUUACUUGAUUCCUGUAGAGUCUGUGGUGCAUCCAGAUGGAAAACAGAUAAACAUAGCGGGGAAGCAAAGAAUAAGAAUGGUAAAAAAAUAGCAUCAAAGACGUUACUCUAUUUUCCAUUGAAGCCUAGGCUUCAAAGGUUGUUUAUGUCUACAAAGACAUCUUCUCUAAUGACAUGGCAUCAUAAUGAAAGAGUUGAUGAUGGAACAACGAGGCACCCAGCUGAUUCAAUGGCAUGGAAAUCAUUUGAUGAAUUUCAUUCCUCAUUUGCGGCCGAGCCUCGUAAUGUUUGACUUGGACUUGCUAGUAAUGGAUUCCAGCCAUUUAGGAAUUCAAAAACCUCAUAUAGUAUUUGGCCUGUGGUACUUAUUCCUUAUAAUUUACCAUCUUGGUUGUGUAUGAAACAUGAAAAUUUCAUUAUGUCCAUGCUUAUUCCUGGUCCCGAUAGUCCAGGUGAUGUAAUUGACACAUAUCUUCAACCCUUGAUAGAGGAAUUAAAUGAGUUGUGGGAAAUUGGUAUUGAGACAUUUGAUGCAUCAACUCGACAGAAUUUUAAGUUACAUGCUUCUUUGUUAUGGACCAUCAAUGACUUUCCAGCAUAUGAAAAUUUAUCUGGAUGGAGUACAAAAGGUAAAUUGGCAUGUCCAUGUUGCAACAUUGACACUUCCUCAAUCAGAUUGAAGAAUGGUAAGAAACAAUAUUUUAUGGGUCAUCAGCGUUACCUUUCUCUUAAUCACAAAUGGAGGAAUGAUAAGGAAUCAUUUGAUGGCACAAAAGAGAAAAGGCUCCCAUCAAAAAUGCGUUCUGGUAUUGAGAUACUUAAUCAAGUGGAAGAUCUUAAAGGGUUCCAAUUGACAAAGGAUCCAAUGAAAAGGAUCAAGAUAUCACAUGAUGUUCGAAAAGAUAAUUGGAAUAAGAGGAGUAUCUUUUUUGAACUUCCAUACUGGAAAUCUCUCUUGUUGCGAUAUAAUUUGGAUGUUAUGCAUAUCGAAAAAAAUAUUUGUGAUAAUAUUUUGGGGACGAUAAUGAAUGCCAAAGGAAAGACCAAGGAUACCAUUAAAACUCGACUAGAUUUGCAAGAAAUGAACAUUAGACCGGAAUUGCACCCUAUUAAAAAUGGAGAAAAAUAUGAAGUUCCAACUGCAUGUUAUAUAUUAUCUCCCCAAGAAAAGCACAACAUAUGCCUUUUCUUAAAGAAUUUAAAGGUUCCAUAUGGAUUUUCGUCUAAUAUUUCUCAAUGUGUUAACUUGAAAGAGCAUAAGAUUUCUAGCUUAAAGAGUCAUGAUUGUCAUGUUCUUCUACAACAUUUACUCCCUCUUACACUACGUGGUAUGUUGUCUAAAACUGUGUGUGAACCCCUUAUCGAGUUGUCUUUAUUUUUUAAUGUGUUGGGAGCAAAGGUAUUAAGGACUAAUGACUUGGAUCAGAUUGAAGCUCAAAUUCCUAUAACUCUUUGUAAGUUAGAAAAGGUCUCCCCUCCUUCAUUUUUUGUUAUCAUGGUGCACUUGCCUACUCACUUAGCUAAUGAAGCUAAGCUUGCUGGACCUGUUCAGUAUCGGUUGAUGUAUCUGUAAUGACCCGAUCGAUCGUUUUAAGCAUUUAUACUCCUUUCAAC
Nicotiana tabacum (common tobacco) is the source of this 2596-nucleotide messenger RNA. RefSeq lists its product as uncharacterized. NCBI's taxonomy places the organism in Eukaryota, Viridiplantae, Streptophyta, Magnoliopsida, Solanales, Solanaceae. The record is from RefSeq and is a predicted model, not a curated record.